AUGGCCUACUACCAGAACCCCCGGCAGCUGUCCGGGUUCUAUGGCGAUCUGUCCACAACCGGCGCCGGCGGGAUACCGAUGCCGGGAUACGACCCAUAUGCAGUGAACACAGUCGCCCCUCUGCCCAUGCCGACGGCCGGCACCGCGAUGGGUGGACCGGUGGGUGGAGCACUACCGACACAACACAGGGCAUCUUCGGGCGCAUGGAAUCAGGAGGACGACCAAACACUGUUGGCGCUGCGGGCGAUGGGCAAGAACUGGAACCAGAUCCAGAGGGAAGCCUUCCCGGGCAAGACGGGCAACGCAUGCCGGAAGAGACACGAGAGGCUGAUGGAGCGCCGUGGCCAAAACGACUUUGACAACCGCAAACUCGAGCGGCUAUGCAAGGAGUAUAUGAGCAUGCGGAAGGAGAUCUGGCAACCUCUUGCGUCGAGGUGUGGCGAGAAGUGGAAUGUUGUCGAGAUGCAGUGCAUGUCCAACGGCCUUAAGAACAUCCAAUCCCAUGCCCGCGCCUUCGCCCGCCGCGAGCGCCUCGAGUCCGGCCGACCUCUCACCGCCUACGACGAUCCCGACGGCGCCCUUGGCUGCCUCACCCCAGUCGACGACGUAGAUGUCGCAGACCAAUCUUACAGCUCCCCGGAGACAGGCGGCUCCACCACCGGUCCGCACUCCACACCUGGCGGCAGCCAGGGCUCGGCCGCGUCGGCUGGCCACGCGGCGUAUGCGAACAUGCACCAUCCACACCACUCUCAGGCUGCGGCGGCAGGGUAUCAAUAUGGGGGUUACGGGCACCCACAGCAGCAUCACGGGCACGGGUACAGCAACAGCGUGUCAAGCACGGGGACGGCGGGGGGGUACACCACUGGUGCGUCACAGCAGAGUGCCGGCGGGAGUCAAGGGACGAGUCCAUACAUGGGCCACGGUGGGAGACUGCCUAGUGUCGGGGACAUGGGGAUCGAUUCCCUCAUUAAUCGGGGACAGGGCAGCUAA
This is a messenger RNA of Chaetomium strumarium, 990 nucleotides long. RefSeq lists its product as uncharacterized. The coding region runs from base 1 to 990 and encodes 329 amino acids. The transcript is spliced from 2 exons. Lineage: Eukaryota; Fungi; Ascomycota; Sordariomycetes; Sordariales; Chaetomiaceae. The record is from RefSeq and is a predicted model, not a curated record.